Callorhinchus milii (elephant shark) is the source of this 2113-nucleotide messenger RNA. RefSeq names its product SH3 domain containing 21 (gene mnmip1). The record is from RefSeq and is a predicted model, not a curated record. The transcript has 17 exons. The coding region runs from base 141 to 1742 and encodes 533 amino acids. NCBI's taxonomy places the organism in Eukaryota, Metazoa, Chordata, Chondrichthyes, Chimaeriformes, Callorhinchidae. Gene Ontology annotation, molecular function: protein binding.
UUUGCAAGAAAUGCUCUAUAGUGCAGUCAGUUGCGGAACUUUUCAGUCCAGUUUUGACUUGCAUCCCGUACCCUGAGCAGUGCUUUGGAAAUGCCGUUGUGUUGGGAGCCGUGCUGAUCCUCCGGAGAAGAGGAACAACCAUGGUGACCAUCAUUGUUGUGAAUGACUUUGAGACCCAGAAGACAGGUGAAUUGAACCUUCGCGUUGGGGAAGUGAUAACAAAUGCAAGGCAAACGGAUCAGGAAGGCUGGUGGUACGGUGAGCUGGACGGCAAAUGGGGACGAUUCCCCUCCAAGUUCAUCAAGGAGAUUCCAUCUCGUUUCCUCGGUGACACGAGCCAGACGCAGCCCCGGUCAGUGCGAUCGAAGAACCGUGAGAAGAGGAGGCGGCAGCGCUGGUGUGAGGUGAUCUUCUCCUACACGGCCGAAAGGCCUGACGAGCUGCAGCUCACCAUGGGAGACAUCAUCGAGGUGUUGGGGGAGUUGGAGGACGGCUGGUGGCUGGGGAGAAAAAAUGAAAAAUCUGGGGCCUUCCCUUCCAACUUUGUCAUUGAACUCCAGCACAGUGAUGGUUACAGUCGGAAGGGUCCACCAAAGGAGCCUGGUGAUGAGACGAUCAAACGUUGUCCGCGACUGUCCGAUUCAUCCUUGGAACUGAAACAGCCGAGCGAGAUUCAAGCUUUCAGAUCGAUGCGGCUUAAAGCAGGCAGAGCAACAGCGGUAGUUGCAAACCGAAUGGAGAAAGAAUACUGCAAAGUGAUAUUUGACUAUAUUGGCACCUCAGAGGACGAACUUGAACUGCACAGAGGAGACGUUAUAUUAGUGUUAAAUAAGGACACGGGUGAAGACGGUUGGUGGGAAGGAUAUCUAAAUGGAAAAGAAGGACUGUUUCCGGACAACUUUGUGACCUUUUACUCACAGACACCAGAGGCGACAGAGGGAAUUCCGAGCAAAUUUCAACCCACCAACUACACCUCUCUGACACCAGAUUCCCUGGAAGUAGCGAAGAAACCAGAAUUACCCAUUUGGAAGAGCGAGCACAAAGGUGGGGUGGCCGCAGAGUGUGAAUCCUGGGAUGAUCAGACAGAAGCACAGAAUGAGAAACCUGAGGCUGUUACUCCCGCAAACUUCACGCCUGCCAAGAAGGUGCCACCGCCUGUAAAAAUUAAACCAACUUUGUUCAAUUUUCCGAACAAAGCUAACGCAGAGCAACCUGGCCCACCACAGACAAGGAACGAAACUCAGAGAGACAAGAUUGAACCGGAAUUGAUGAGUUUUGACAUUCUCACAGUCUCCACGGAGAAGCUGAGCCACCCGACAGCAAACCGUGCCAAACCCCAGGGGCGCAGACCCCCCAGUCAGCUCGUCACCCACCUGGAAUUGCCAGAGCCACCCCCGCAGGUUCCUGUGAAGCCGGCUCCACUGCCAGCGAAGGCCAGUGCUCCUGUCCCCAAGGUGCCAUUCCCUACCGUCCCCCCACUCUGCCCCCCCGUUCUCAGGCCAUCCUCAGGCCUGCCCAGUGUGCCAGAGCAAGCGAGCAGGGGCAAAGGCGAAGGCACCUUGGCAGCCAUUCAAGAGCUGAGAGGAGAGAUCCACAGCCUUCACCUCAGCCUGGACCUGCUGAGGAACCAACAUCAGAAGGACAUGACUGAAUUAAAGCAGGAAAUGGUGGAGGAACGAAACAAACGGACAGUACUGCAGAUGGAGGUCGAUAGAAUGAGGAAAUUAAUGGCGUCCACGUGACGGAAUGUGCCAGAAGCCCCCGCCUCACAUGCUCUGAACAGGUGCAACCUCUGGGCUCAGUCAGUGGCUCCCAGUGAUUGGAAUUAAACACUGUGUGAGGACAUUUUUACUGACUGUGCGAAUGGUUAGCGUUUGCUGCUCCCUGGGGGUGGGGGUGAGGCUGUGAGUCACACACACACUCGGGGAGGGGAGAAGAGGGGAGGGACGUGCCGACAGCUGUGCUGGCGUUUGCCUAGUACUGGCUGUUGUGUAGAGCCAGCCAUCGCCAGAGCCUUGUAUCUCAGACCUUCCUGUACAAGCUGUGGCUGUGACCAGCGCAAUUCCCUCCCCUCCAUUAUCACGUGAUAAGGCCCUGGAUCAAAUGCAAGGAU